This is a messenger RNA of Nylanderia fulva, 4324 nucleotides long. The record is from RefSeq and is a predicted model, not a curated record. Lineage: Eukaryota; Metazoa; Arthropoda; Insecta; Hymenoptera; Formicidae.
UAAAGUGCGAACUCGCUAAGGACGCAGCAGUCGACGGGUCAGCCUCCAGGAGGCACGAUCGCGCUGAUCCACGUGACCGCGACCGCGUCGCGCUCCUCCAUCGAGAGGUGACUGAAACGUGACGCGUCUGAGAUCUCGCGGUUCGGUUCCGCUCCUCCUACGCCUUGACCCCUGGCUGGUCGCCUCGAGCGUUUCACCUGGUUCGAUAUCGCACGUAGCAACGAAGGGAUUCCUCGUCACAUAAGGUCCUUGGAAUCUCGAGGCCCUUCUCGAUUUGAACAGCAUCGGUUCAUGAUGAAUGGCGCGAAAACGUUCUCGAUGAAUGGAGUCAUAACCGAUACUGUCAGUCACGCGAGAGCAAUCAUCGAGAAUUAGACGAGAAGCAAUUCUGUUCAACAACUAUAAUCGUGUUUCAACAACGGUGCAAGAAUGUCGCUCGUCGUUAUACUAAAAAAUUUCCAAGGUCUUAAAUGCAAAGGGGAAAAGGUGGCGAGAAUCGAUUUUCGAGAGGUAUCGCAUUAUUCAACGAAUCUCGAAGACAAUGACGACGUUAUCGAAGUAGAACAGAGCUUUACGUGGAAUCUAGGAAGACCAGUGGAUGAAGCGGAAGUAUUGCAAUUGGCAGUUGUAUCUCGCGGAGUUCUGAGGACUGAAAAAAUCGCGGCGAAAUACGGAUUGGUGUUGCAAACGGUGGUGCGCGAAGGAAGGAUCUUUGUUUCGGAUUCCCUAGUUGACCUCAAUAAUAAACCGCUUCCGGCGGUGGUGUGUUUCGAAAUUCGAUACAAUCCCCCGGACGGAAGCUGCAGUUCGUACGCGGCCUCGGAAAUAAUGGAGGAUGAGCAGCAGAUGCUGAUCGAUAUCGAGCAGAAUAUCGCGAACCUCGAGAGAAGUCUCGAACAAGCCAACAGCAGCACGAGUAGCGGAAAAAGAAGGGGCUCCUGGCAUACCCCCGAGAUCAAAAGAAGUUUCAUAUCGAGGGGCCUCUCUAUGUCGACCAAUGAUAAAUCAUCUGAUACCCGGAAGCGAAGCGCUUUCAAGAGCGUGCGAUCCUUGCUGAAAUUGGGAAAGCAGAGACCGCCACGUGCUCGGUCCUGCGACAAUACCUCGGAAACGAGAGAACUCCUCGACAGACAGGAUUCCAGCUGCCCAACUUCAAACGAGCCAUCACGUACAAACUCCAUGACAUCUCUCGAAACGAAUACAUCUGAUAACGACAGUCAAGUUAGUGCCAACCCCGAGCAGGAAGAGACAGCUGUAAAGCCGGCAAAGAAACCGAAGCCUAAGACGAGCGACACUUGGCAAAGUGCGUUAAAAGCCCAGGAUUAUCAAGUAUGCGUUACGAUCAUUGAAGCAAGGCAACUCGCAGGUCUCAACAUGGAUCCGGUGGUCUGUGUGCAAGUCGGAGAUCAGCGCAAAUACACGAGUGUCAAGGAAUCCACGAAUUGCCCGUAUUAUAAUGAAUAUUUCGUCUUCGAUUUUCACAUGCCGCCCGUUAUGCUCUUCGACAAAAUCAUUACGUUGUCGGUGCAGCAAUCGCGGAAUCUCUUGCGCGCUAAUCUAACGCUGGGCAUCUUUAAGUUAGACAUCGCGACGGUUUGGGCACAACCAGAUCAUCAGUUCUAUCACAAAUGGGCCCUGCUCACCGAUCCAGAUGAUAUUACCGGUGGUCCCAAAGGUUACCUUAAAUGCGACAUAAGUGUCAUCGGCAAAGGAGAUACCGUAAAAAUACCUCCGAAAAGCGAAAAAGAUGAGGACGACAUUGAAGGGAAUCUUUUAUUGCCCGACGGUGUGCCGAUCGAAAGACAACGUGCGAAAUUUGUAGUGAAGGUUUACAGAGCCGAUGGCUUACCGAAAAUGAAUAGCAGCAUCAUGGCGAACGUGAAGAAAGCUUUCACGGGAGAAGUAAAAGAUCUGGUGGACCCAUAUGUUCAAGUGUCUUUUGCUGGACUUAGCGGGAAAACAAGCGUGAAAAGGAAUAGCUAUGCUCCGGUAUGGAACGAACAGAUAGUUUUCACCGAGAUGUUCCCUCCUCUUUGUCAAAGAAUAAAGAUACAAUUAUGCGAUAACGACCCAGUACACGCCACUGUCAUCGGUACACACUUCGUCGACUUGAAACAGAUCAGCAACGACGGCGAGAAGGGUUUCUUACCGACUUUUGGUCCAGCAUUUAUUCAUCUUUAUGGCAGCAUCAGGGAUUACAGCAUCAUAGACGAGCACUCGACAUUAAACACCGGCUUAGGCGAAGGAAUUUCAUAUAGAGCAAGACUAUUAAUAGCGAUACGAACUGAGAUCACCGACAAUGUGGAAAUGGCACCGUCAGAAGUCGAGGUGGAACCAACAGUUCCGAUCAACGAGUCCGCUUACGCGAGAAACGAGGAAUUCUUCCUGUUUUCUACGAUUAUGGAUGCGACAAUGAUCGAUAAGAAAGUCAGUGACAAGCCAAUGUAUUUCGAAAUAUCGAUCGGAAAUGCAGGCAACGCUCUCGACGGUCACAAUGAAAGUUUAAAGAUGUACAAUACAGGCUCGAGGAGUUGCAUUUCUGGGGAUGAGGACGAUCUGCAGGAAGUGCUCGCUGGAUCCUGGCAAAGUACUACGCCGGCUAGUAAGCCGAUGACGCACGAUAAAACUUAUUAUUUUCUACCGUACUGGGAUGACAAGCCGUGUCUUCACGUGAGAAGCACGUGGCCGGAUUACAGACGCAGAAUGUAUAACAGCAAUAUCAUCGGCAAGAUUAUCGAUAAGCUGGAGGAAGGAUUGUCAGAGGUGCAGUUGCAUUUGGAAGAUUCAACGUGCGAGAAGCUUCUAAAGGCUACCCUCGAAGAGCUGAGCGCCAACUGUAACCGGUAUGUCAGUAUUAGCAAGUCUAGCGUAACCGGUCCAGGCGUCGGGAAGACAAAACUGGAUAAAGAGCACAAAUUGUGCCAGCGGGAGCUAGAAAAUAUCGGGAUCAUGUCGCGCAACCUCAAGGCGCUCGUGACAAAAAGUAGCUUCAAGGAGAGAUUGAAGACAGCUCAGAGCUAUCUGCAGAAAUUAAAAUUCCUCGUCGAGGAUCCGCAAGAUUCUUUGCCGGAUGUUUUCGUCUGGGUGAUAAGCUCCGGUAGACGAGUCGCAUACCAGAGGAUAUCGUGUCGUGAACUCAUCUACUCGGUGGUUGACGAAGAAUGCGGUCGACAUUGUGGGAAAGUACAGACUAUGUUCCUCAAGCUUCCAGGCAAGAAGAGGUUUGGACCUUCAGGAUGGGCGAUACAGACGAAACUGCAAAUCUACAUGUGGCUAGGGAUACUGAAGCACAAAAAGUAUUUUAUUCAGGGUUUGCCGAAGGGAUACGAGUUCGGUCACGAACUGAAGAACGUGGACAGGCCGCGAGCUUUGCCGCCAAUUAUGCUUCACUACAUCCAGAAACAUAAAUUUCAAUUGAGAGCCCACAUGUACCAAGCAAGGUCGCUGAUCGGCAGCGACGCUUCCGGUCUCUCUGACCCAUUCGCAAGAGUGAUCUGCGGUGAAUUUUGCAAGAGCACCCAGGUGAUCGACGAGACCCUCAGCCCGACGUGGGACGAGUUGCUGUUAUUUGAUGACAUUUUGAUCUACGGCACCGCCGAGGAGAUCAAGAAGGACCCGCCAUCCAUCGUCGUCGAGCUGUUUGAUCAGGAUAAAGUGGGAAAAUCAGAAUAUAUCGGACGAGCGAUCGCCCGACCUCACGUCAAGCUCGCUUCUGAAGCCUACACUCCUCCGCAAUAUCCGCCGUCGUUGGAAUGGUAUGACGUUACUAGAGGUGCUUCAAGGGCUGGCGCUUUGGCGGUCUUCGAAUUGUUAGAAUAUCCCUCUACCAAAGAUUACGGAUUCCCUACUCUGCCUGAUCCCAAAGAUCCUAGCUGCGGUUCUCAAACUCCGGGCUCCGCUCAGGAUCAAGGCCCGAUUCUUCCGGUGCCCAUAGGAAUCCGGCCCACUUUGGCGAAAUAUCGAAUCGAAGUACUUUUCUGGGGCUUACGAGAUUUGAAAAGAAUUCACCUGUUGACCGUGGAUAAACCGCGUGUGGACGUCGAAUGCGCCGGCCACAUUCUCUACUCGUCUGUCAUAGCAAACGCGAAGAAGAACCCAAAUUUCAACACACCAAUUAAAUUUCUGGAAUUGGAGCUACCCGAGCAAGAGCUUUAUCGACCGCCACUGACCAUAAGAGCGGUGGAUUGUCGGAGUUUCGGCAGAUAUACUCUCGUCGGCACUCACACCAUUAAUUCGAUACACAAAUACAUGUACUAUCCUUUGACCAAAAGAGCAAAGGAUGCUCAGGAGAGAAAGAAAAGCUUGUACCAACUACAGUGUACAG